AUUUGAUUUAAUGGUGAGAAUAAACCUUUCGAUGAAUGACUAGAAUUUCAAAAGGCUAUUUACAGCACGAGUAAAACAUUUGCAAAAUAACUUGAUCAAAAGAAAAUGUUGCCGGGACGAUGUUUGUAAUUGACUGCUUUUAGAGGACGCUUAUGCCAGUAAAAUGUAAAAUACCUUAAACUCAAAUUAAUAUGUCCAUAUAUUUGUGUAUUUGGUGUAUAGCCGGUUAUUUAACGAAACCUGACAGAUCUGUUAGGGUUUAUUCUACGACUGACCACCAGGAGGCGUAAUUAACUUUUACCUCAACGUUUAAUGUAAGUUUCAUCAUAGCACAAACACGGAUAAUAUUGCAUUGAUUCAGCUGUAAAUUGUAUUUGGAUGCAAAACAUCUUAAUAAAACAAAGUCUGUAUUGCCAGUAAUGUGGAUUGAAAUAAUGUUAAGGUUAACAAAAUACUUUUAAAUCAGUAUUUCAAUGAUUCAGCUUUGAUGUUGAUUCACCCGUUGAGUAAACGUUGAAAGGACGGCUGGUUACGUCACGUAGCCCUAUUUUUGUGUGUACAGGUUUUACUUCUGAGGGUUUUUAAAAAACACUUGAGAGGACAAUUAUAGUGGUCCUUGUUGUUUGAAAUGCUUAUUAAUAAGUGAAAUCAAAUCACGUUUUGUUUUGUUUAUAUCACCCCUAAACGCGACAUCACCAAUUUGCAGUAUGGUUUAGCAGGUAUCAUGACCUCCAUAUUAAAAUAAUUUUGUCUGUUAGAUACCCGAUAUAUGUUUGAGAUUAUAUGUAAGCUUAUAAAAAAAAAAACCUAGUUCCUACUGUGCCAGUUCAUCCGGAUUGUCGUGUCUAGUGAGUUAUUGUGAACAUUCAAAUUGGCAGCAGUUUGUCAUAACGAUAACAAACAUGAAAAAACUGAUUGAAUGAAAGCACAAGUUCCGAUGAUUCUUACAAAGAUGCUGAGCAGAAGAAUGUCUUUGACUCCACACUGCAGGAUCUGAGCCGUUUAAUGGUCUCUCACACAGAGCAGCAGACACCAUGAGCUCCAUUCACUGCAGAGCCACGACUCGAUACACACUUUCUGCUGUCUUUGUGACUUAGACCAGUUUGAUUUGUUUUUCAUUGGAGAACUAGAGCAGUGUGUGUGAAGAGGAACCACUCAUGCGAGGACAGAAGAACUGAGAGACUAACUGAGAAUUUGGUUGCAUGCUCUGAAGAUUGUUUGGCGUCAGGUUGAUCGCACCUGCACUAUUUCUGAAAAUGUUGCAGCACUUCCUCGUGUGGGUGUUCUUAGACAAAAAUGAUUCAUAUGGCCUCACAGGGUUCUUUGCUGCUUCUUUGAACAGCGUUCUUUGCAGCUAAAGUCAUAUUUCUCAGUAUGGAACUGCUCUAGACUGAAGCAGGGGAGAAGACAAGGAUGAGAAAACUCUGACAGACAGACGACAGAGAAAACUAGCAUUCGCACAGUCUUUUUGACCAGAAUCACUGACUAAUUGUUUUUUUACUGGAACGCUGAAUGAUGUUUCUGCUGGCUGUUCUGUGCGUAUUGUACGUCUGGAGUCCAGCAACGCUGAUUGGUGGACAGGGAUCAUCAACGAAUAUUAUACCUCGGAAAACAGUGCCAAUUAAUAGUAGUGGAGGACAUUAUUUUCAUGAGGAGGGUGUUUGGAACUACACCACUAUGCUUCUGAGGGAAGAUCUCAACAUGCUCAUCCUGGGUGCCAGGGAAGCCAUUUUUGCCCUCGAUCUAAAUAACAUUACAGUCAGGAAGGCCAUGGUGAAUUGGAAAGUCAAAAGCCAGCAGCAAAAAGAAUGUUCUCUUAAAGGAAAAGAUGCUACGAAUGACUGCAAAAAUUAUAUCAGAAUUCUUCAUAAAAGGGAUGAUAACAGAAUGUAUGUUUGUGGAACCAAUGCAUUCAACCCAACCUGUGACUAUAUGUCCUAUGCAAAUGGUGAGCUGAAAUUAGAGGAAAAGCAAGAAGAUGGGAAGGGGAAAUGUCCGUAUGAUCCUUUUCAACGAUACGCGUCUGAGAUGGUUGACGGAGAGUUAUACUCUGCCACUUCACUGAACUUCUUGGGCUCAGAUCCAGUUAUGAUGCGCAGCACAGGCGAAAUCAUACGGACAGACUAUUGGUUCAAUGAACCAAAUUUUGUCCGCAUGGCCUACAUACCGGAGGGAAAAUCGAGCCCAGAGGGGGAUGACGACAAGAUCUAUCUGUUCUUCAGUGAGAGCGCAGUAGAAUAUGAUUCAUACACCAAGGUGGACGUAUCUCGGGUAGCUCGCGUCUGCAAGGGAGACUUGGGUGGGCUGAGGACGCUGCAAAAGAAGUGGACAUCAUUUCUAAAAGCGAGGCUUGACUGUUCCUUUCCAAACAUCAAGCUACCCCUUCUGGUCCAGGACGUGUUCCAGUUGUGCCAAGAUGACUCAACCACCUGCAUUUUUUAUGCUGUUUUUACUCUACAAUUAGACUCCUCUGAAUACUCUGCAGUAUGUGCAUACAAAAUUGAAGACAUCAAGACCGUGUUCUCAAAGAGCAAGUUUAAGACUCCUGUUACCGUCGAGACGUCGUUUGUGAAGUGGGUGAUGUACUCGGGCGAACUACCUGACCCCCGACCUGGAGCAUGCAUUGAUAAUCAUGCCAGAGAAAAGAACAUCAACAAAUCUCUGGAUCUGCCAGACAAAACAUUGCAGUUCAUUAAAGACAAGCCUCUGAUGGACCAGGCCGUCAAAGCCAUUGGACAGCGACCACUGCUGGUGAAGACAGGCAUUGCUUUCACUAGAAUUGUGGUGGCCACAGCGACUGCCUUGAACGGAAACAGCCAUCAAGUCAUGUUCAUUGGCACAAAGAACGGUUCAGUGCUGAAAUCUGUGAAUUAUGAGGGAGAGAUGGUUAUUAUGGAAGAGAUUCAGCUAUUUGAGCCCUCAGAGCCCAUCAAGAUACUGCGACUUUCCAACACCAAGAAACAGCUGUACGUGGGUUCGGAGGUGGGCGUGUUGCAGCUGUCCAUCAGUGAAUGUGGGCGGUACCACACAUGUCCGGACUGUGUUCUGGGCAGGGAUCCGUACUGUGGCUGGGACCUCAAUGCGGGCCGCUGCUCUACCAUAAACAGCACACACAGAACCAGCACCAUGAUUCAGAGUCUGAGUGACGGUGACACUAGUCGAUGUCCACCAAUAGAUGGCAGUAAGCCAGUCAGCACCUGGUUUAUCCAUGGCAAUUCCGUGAAGCUGUGGUGCCAGCCUUAUUCCAACCUGGCACAGGUUCACUGGAAGCUGAACGGACAACCGAUCAGACUGUCAGACACCAUACAGAUCCUCUCUGACGGCCUGAUGAUCCUCAACGCCUCUGCAGAAGCCAGCGGCUACUACACCUGCAGUUCUGUUGAGCAGAAAUACGAGGCCCAGCACGUAGCAUAUGAUCUGCAAAUGUGGUCAGGAUUUGGGACUGCAGCAUUACUCCAUGACGUUAAGGAAAAAGAGAACACCCUAGUGGCUAUGGUGGUGAUAUUGUCGCUAAUUCUAGCUACGUUAGUAAUUUGGAACCUGUACAAAGGGCAUUUACUUUUGCCGUGUUGCCACAGUAGGGUAAAAGACAUGCCGAACAGGAACAUAGAUGAGAGGUUCUCUGCAAGCCAGGCUCAACAAUAUAAAGUAGCAUCACCAACAGUGAACUUGAACAGCAACAACAACUAUGCAAACGACCAGAGGUAUUCCAUCUCUAGAGAAAUGGACAGACUCUCAACCACGGUUGGUUCCUCAGGUCAGAUCUCAUUGAGAUAUAUGGAUGAUGAAUCAGAGAUUUGAGAUUGUUUUUAUGCACAGACUUGCUAAUGCAGCUAAUGUGUGGUCAUUUAAAUGCAGACCAAGCCCAUGGGUGCUGGUUCCUCUUUUGCAGCUGUUAACUUUUGACUAAACUGCUGUUUUGAACUACUUUGUGUCCUUGAUGAAUUGCCUUCAAUUCCAAAUGGCAUUGUUCAACCAUCAUAUGCCUACAUGUCCAAUGGACAAAAAAGACACUGAACCAGACUUUUUAGUCUGUCCACAUUGCAGUCCGUUCACAGUCAAAUCACUUGGUGGCCAUAUUUGUAACAUCACUAGGCAGCUAUUUCUACUGCUGUUCCUCACUAUUCACCAAAUUAUUUGUACAGCCGACUUUUUCUUUUCUUUCUUUUUCCUAAACUAUAGCAGCAAAUACACAGUACCCACACUUGCCACUUGAGAGUGGAUGUACGUGAUAGGAAAUAAGUGUGAAAGACUGUCCUAGGUCUAAAAAAAUGCCACAUCUCAGUGUCCUUAACUUACUAAAUCCAUCUCUAAUUCUGCUUCAGAAUAUUUAAAGCUAAGUGUUUCCCAUCAUUCAUGUUCAGGAAAUCAUGUGCCCCAAAAUUGCGAGAUUUUGAGGAAAACUUGCCAGUUAAAGUUAAAUUAAUUAGAUAUUAGAUAUGAUCAUUUCAAUCUCUGCAGACACUUGCGGUCUUCACGCCGCUUGAACACUUACAGGAACACUUACACCGAAGUCAUCAAGUGAAAAGCAGCAGAGUGAAAUAAAACAUAUUUUGUGUGAACGGCCCCUAACUCUGAAAACAAGGCCAGAAAUACUGUUCUGCUAAUAAAUAUGUACUUUACUUGCUACUUAGUGCCGCAAACAAACUGAAUCAAAUCCAGUGAUUAGUUCUCCCUCAGACUUGACAUCUUGUGAACAUGAUUUUUCGCAGGUCAGCUGAUAAAAAAACAAGUGAGCCCUGAAGUCUGAGUCAGAAACUAUUUUGAUUCUUCCUCAGGAUUGUAAUGGUUGCGUUGCUGUUUUGGGGCACUCAUCAGGGUUAAAGUGAGACAUGCUGUCUUGUUAAAACCUGCUGUUGGUGUUGCCACAAACCCAAGUAUGCUGCCUUUAAAGGAAAUUCCACAUGGACAAGAAUGAACUUCCUGUAUCUUCAGGAUGCCAAGACAAGUGUCAAAUGACUGCAUCUCAGUCAAUAAUGCAGCUUAUGUUUUUUUUUAAUGAAUGUAUUGCAGAAAUGUGCUUCACAUCCUUACAAUAUUUUUCACUGUAAUACAAUUUUUGUACCUAAAAUGCUGUAAAUGCUUAAUUUAAAAUGACUUUUGCCAAUGAAAAACAAAUUAAUAAAAAAUAAGCACAAAUGAUAAACAGUUAAAAAUUAGCAAACAAA
Molecule: messenger RNA, 5168 nt
Organism: Ctenopharyngodon idella (grass carp)
Lineage: Eukaryota; Metazoa; Chordata; Actinopteri; Cypriniformes; Xenocyprididae
Gene: sema4e
Product: semaphorin 4e
Exons: 17
Coding region: 1513-3801 (762 amino acids)
Biological process (GO): axon guidance; negative regulation of axon extension involved in axon guidance; positive regulation of cell migration
Molecular function (GO): semaphorin receptor binding; chemorepellent activity
Source: RefSeq, a predicted model, not a curated record